Molecule: messenger RNA, 2895 nt
Organism: Camelus dromedarius (Arabian camel)
Lineage: Eukaryota; Metazoa; Chordata; Mammalia; Artiodactyla; Camelidae
Gene: SSH3
Product: slingshot protein phosphatase 3
Exons: 14
Coding region: 143-2203 (686 amino acids)
Biological process (GO): negative regulation of actin filament polymerization; actin cytoskeleton organization; protein dephosphorylation
Cellular component (GO): cytoplasm
Molecular function (GO): actin binding; protein tyrosine/serine/threonine phosphatase activity
Source: RefSeq, a predicted model, not a curated record
CUUUAAGGGCCGUCCCCGAGGAGGUGCCAGGCCCUGGUGGCUCCGGACUCUCUUCUUCCUGGUCCUCCGGAGCUGGGACUGUCCGUGGGGUAGAGGGAGGGCGCAGUGCCCGGUGCCGGCCCAGGUGUCCCCGGCCUGGCCCAUGGCCCUGGUCACAGUAAGCCGCUCGCCCCCGGCCAGCGGCCAGUCCACGCCUGUGGGGCCCACGGACCAGGCUUUCAAGCGCAGAAGCCGGCUCCAGCGAAGGCAGAGCUUUGCAGUACUCCGUGGGGCUGUCCUGGGACUGCAGGAUGGAGAGGACAAUGGAGAUGCAGCCAAGGCCAGCCCUGAGCCAGUAGCGGAACCGCCGCACGAAGAGCAGCCCCACAGGGACCAGACAGAUGACGGACAUGUGCCCCAGAGUCCCAGGAAGCAGGAGCAGAGUCAGCACCUGCACCUCAUGGUGGAGCUGCUGAGGCCGCAGGAUGACAUCCGCCUGGCAGCGCAGCUGGAGGCAGCCCGGCCCCCUCGGCUCCGCUACCUGCUGGUAGUUUCCACAAGAGAACAUCUGAGCCAGGAGGAGACAGUCCUCCUGGGGGUGGAUUUCCCUGAUAGCAGCUCCCCGAGCUGCACCCUAGGCUUGGUCUUGCCUCUGUGGAGUGACACCCAGGUGUACCUAGAUGGAGAUGGGGCUUAUUUUGAAGCUCAAAUGAUGUGUACAUCUUCUGAGGACCAGCCUGUGAGGUGGCUAAUGAGUAGGCCUCUCAGGGAGUUGGGCUCCACACCCCACCUGCUCUCCCACAGGGGCUUCAGCGUGACGUCUGGCGGGCAGAGUCGGAUCUUCAAGCCGAUCUCCAUCCAGACCAUGUGGGCCACACUCCAGGUGUUGCACCAGGCAUGUGAGGCGGCUCUGGGCAGUGGUCUUGUGCCAGGGGGCAGUGCCCUCACCUGGGCCAGCUACUACCAGGACAGACUGAGCUCUGACCAGAGCUGCCUCAACGAGUGGAUGGCCAUGGCCGACCUGGAGUCUCUGCGGCCUCCUAGCGCCGAGCCCGGCCGCCCCUCAGAACAGGAGCAGAUGGAGCAGGCGAUCCGGGCUGAGCUGUGGGAGGUGUUGGACACCAGUGACCUGGAGAGCAUCACUUCCAAAGAGAUCCGCCAGGCCCUGGAGCUGCGCCUGGGAUGCCCUCUCCAGCAGUACCGCGACUUCAUUGACAACCAGAUGCUGCUGCUCAUGGCCCAGCAAGACCGGGCAUCCCGCAUCUUCCCCCACCUCUACCUGGGCUCAGAGUGGAAUGCAGCGAACCUGGAGGAGCUGCAGAGAAACAGGGUGAGCCACAUCUUGAACAUGGCUCGAGAGAUUGACAACUUCUACCCCGAGCGCUUCACAUAUCACAACGUGCGCCUCUGGGACGAGGAGUCAGCCCAGCUGCUGCCCCACUGGAAGGAGACGCACCGCUUCGUGGAGGCUGCAAGAGCACAGGGCACCCGCGUGCUGGUCCACUGCAAGAUGGGCGUCAGCCGCUCGGCUGCCACGGUGAUAGCUUACGCCAUGAAGCAGUAUGGCUGGAGCCUGGAGCAGGCCCUGCACCACGUGCAGGAGCUCCGGCCCAUCGUCCGCCCCAACCCUGGCUUCCUGCGCCAGCUGCAGACCUACCAGGGCAUCCUGACUGCUAGCCGGCAGAGCCAUGUCUGGGAGCAGAAAGUGGGUGGGGCCUCCCCAGAGGAGCCCCUGGCCCCCGAGGUCUCUACACCAUUCCCACCUCUUCCACCAGAACCAGGAGACAGUGGGGAGGUGAAGGUUGGAAGGCUGGAGGAGAGCCAGGCAGCCUCAAAAGAAGAGCCUGGGCCACGGCCACGUAUCAACCUCCGUGGGAUCAUGAGGUCCAUCAGCCUUCUGGAGCCCUCCUCGGAGACAGAAAGCACCUCAGAGGCUGAUGACCUCCCAGAGGUUUUCUCUUCAAAAGAGUCUUCAGAUGAAGACUCUCCACAGCCCUUCCCUCAGCUCUCAAUGGCCAAGAGGGGCAAGCAGGCCUGCUGGGGGCCUUGGCCUGCCCUGAAGUCCCGCCAGUCUGUGGUUGCCCUCAACAGCGCCGCCCUGGUGGCCAGCCGGACCAGGGCCUUCCAGGAGCAGGGGGAGGCUGGCUGUUCCUCCAAACCCAGGCUCCAGAAGGUUGGGAGGCAGGCCAGCGUGGAUAGCAGUGGGGAGGAGGGCGAGGCCUGAGCCCUCACACGUGCCCAUGUUCCCCUAGACACAAAUAGAGGUGCCUGAACACAGCUCCUGGGACGAGCACUCAAUCCUGUCAACCUGUCUACAAUCCUCUUCCUCUUAGUUCCUCCCCAGAAGGCCCCAGACUCCCACCACUUCAGCCUCAGCCCCUCAGCCUUAAGUCUCAGACCCACGUCCACCUGUCCAAGGGCUCAAGAUUUUCUCUAUAUUUGGGGAUAUGGUAGACAGACUGAAGGUGCCUUUGGGGUCACAGUACCCUAGCUUUAUUCUCAGCUGCUGCCUGAAACACUCACUUGCAGCCACGGAAUAAAAAAACAGUUUCCCAGGGCAGAAAGGCUCAUGCUCCCUCCCUCACCCAGUCCUGUCUGCCUCAUGUCACCUACCCCCCAAUUCAUUCCUGGGGCCUGCUAGGCCAGAGAACCAGUGGCCCCCAAAGGCCCAGGAGGUUGUGAAGAGCCUGAAGCCAGACCCUUCUGAUGGAGCUGGCAGUCCGGCCUCCCUUGAACACCCCAGAACCAGGCUGAGUCCUUCGCUGCUGCUCCAGCACCACCAGCAGCACUGCACUGGGUCACAGGGCACUACGCCAAAGAGAAUCUUCUGUUUGUGCUUCAUGGCCUCUGGCCAGUUUUUCAUAGUCUUAAUAAUAUCUGGCUUUUUACUUAGAAAUAAAAAACAUUUUCACAUUA